Molecule: messenger RNA, 2343 nt
Organism: Ixodes scapularis (black-legged tick)
Lineage: Eukaryota; Metazoa; Arthropoda; Arachnida; Ixodida; Ixodidae
Product: PP2C-like domain-containing protein CG9801
Exons: 7
Coding region: 36-1652 (538 amino acids)
Source: RefSeq, a predicted model, not a curated record
UCGUCGUCGCUGGACCCCCGAAUCGCCUGAACGCCAUGCCCACCUUGCGGGACAAACUCGCCGAUUUCCUGCGUCAGUUGUCGUCGGGCACGGAGCGAGCCAGCGAAACGGCCAAGCCCGACUGCCCGUCGCCUACGAGCGCCACAUUCAUCCAACGUUAUCUCAAUGGAGAGGGACUGCCCCAGCAGCCGGAGAUUGUGCACGCCAAGUCAUGCUACGACCUGCCCGUGCGGGAGGUGGCGCCGCUGUCGAGGCGCGUGGUGUCCGCGUACACGGGCCCCUCAGGAGGCCUCACGCAGGUGAACCAGAGCCCAGGCCGGCCGCUCACCUUUGCCGACCAAGUGGACUUCAUAGACGACGACUCGCUCUGUGGCAGCAACGAGAACCUCGCCGCCAGGUAUGCGGAGCGGGCGGGCAUCCUGCCCAAGGCAAAGGUCCCCGAAAGUCUUCCGCAGGAAACGGAAGGUCCCAGACUGGCCGAAACAGCAGGUAGUUCAGAGGAAGCGGAGACUGCGCCAGAGGAAAUAGCAGGCAUCUGCAACUGGAACCAGCCAACCGAGUUUGCACACGGCAUCGCGACCACGCUCUAUGAGUGCCAUCCCGUGACCAAAGAGAAUGCAGGAGAACCCAUCGCAGACGCGUUUGCCAUCUGCGUGCGGGAGAACAGCGCCGUGAUGGCGUUGGCAGACGGAGUGAACUGGGGCGACAAGUCGUGCCUCGCCGCGCGCUGCGCCGUGCACGGCUGCGUCGACUACCUCAACCGAGCGCUCUACCGGGAGGGCGGCACGCUCGACACAACACUGGAGGUGUUUGUGUGCCUGCUGCGGUCCUUCCAGGCCGCGCACAGCCUCAUCCUGCAGGAGCAGGGCAUGUUGACGACCCUGUGCGCGGCUGUCGCCUGCCAGCUGCGGGACUCGGACCAGUACGUGGUGUGUGUCUGCAACGUCGGCGACAGCCUGGCCUACGUCUACAACCAGCAGCACGGCGUGCGCGAGAUCACCCUCGGAUCGCACGACAUCCACUCGAUGCGGGACAUGCGGGACGCCCUGGGGGCCCUCGGACCAGUGGACGGCCAGAACCCGGAGCUGAACAACCUGACCGUCUCGAUGACGGUCGCCCAGCGGGGGGACAUCCUUUUCCUCACCUCGGACGGCAUCUCGGACAACUUCGACCCCGUCGUCGGAAAGUUUGCCGUCGCCAGACGUGGCCGCAAGGAGGGCACCGCACCACAGCCCGCUCUCCCCGAAGUCGAAGCACACCAGCGGCACGCCCUCACGCUGCUCCGCAUGCAAGACCUCCUCCAGCAGGGCCUGUACCAAGGGGACGGACCGGUCCGAUCCGCGGAAGAGCUCUGCGACCGGAUGGUGGACUUCGCGACAAAGCUGACGGCGGCGAAGCGUCGGAUCCUGGAGGACCCUGACCUGUACUCGGACGGGUCGCAGGGGGAGGAGGCGCGGAAGCGCAGGCACCGCGCUGGACCGCGUCUUGCAAUGGUUCCGGGGAAGCUGGACCACGCGUCGCUCGUGGCGUACCAGAUCGGCGGAUCAUCAAAGGGGCACGACAGCUACGACGGCCACGACCGGACCAACCGCAACAUUCCGGCAGAGGAGCCGUCGUGUCCGGACAACUACCCGUUCGAGACGACCAUCUGAGGCAAAGGCAGGAAACGGGCGAGCGACCGUGGUGCCCCGGUGCUCCGACGCGCCGUGACUCACGUGGCCGUGCGGUGCCGUGACGGGACCCUUUCUGUUUUUGGACCGUCUGGGGUUUGCCGGAACUUUUGAUCCAUGGGCGUUUGUUCUACGAUGCGCCGGUUGGCUCACUAUCACCGUCCCCCCAUUUUAUUUUAUUUUUGAGUGGUUUUUACAUUUCCGUGAGAUUGAGCGACGAUUUUUUUGCUGCGACCGCGUUGAGCGAGGAUGGCUGCUGCUUAUUUGCGUUUUCCGCGGUUGCGCCAGAUCUAUUUGAAGGCAUUCCAUAUUGUACAAAAGAGAGAGUGAUGCACUAGUAGCGGAGCCCCUUUCGUUGCCAAACGAGAUGACAACUUGCAUUUUGGUCCGUAGAUGGGAGUAGAUUGCUUGCUCCCUCACACUUUUACUGCCGUGUUUUGCUUUGCGUUACAAAGUAGGCAGCUAUCAGCUUUGUCUUGCAUUCACUAGUGCAGCGCAGACUACUAACUAGAACGGGAACUGCCCGUGAGUCGCCCUACCAAGUUACAUCUGCAACCCUGCAGCUAUUGGUGGUCGGCGGUGACUGCCUCCAUCCCAAGGCUUCGCCGCUGCCGCCAUAAAUGACACAUUCCCUCUCGGCAAAUAAAUACUCUGCAGAUUUUCUUCUUCAUCA